AAUGAUUGCUGAGUGUGAUGGGAGUCCCACAACACUGCUGCCACUCUUCACUAUUGUCGAAGGAGAAUAUUAAGACCAAGAGAUAUUAUUUCCUCUAUUAUAGGUUAUCGAUCAUGGAAUAAGGACGGAGCAAACCAAUCAACAUGUAUGGUGACAUUCAACUUGAUUUACUUUAUAGUUUUCCUUAUAUUUCUUGGAUGUGGACCUGUUCUUCAAUACAACAUUUGUCUAAAGAGGGACCAGGGGAUAGGAAACCAAUAUACAAAUGUGAAAAAUACUUCCUUUAAUGUUUAUGAAGAGCCUCAGUGGUGCUCCGGGAGUCUGCUCUUCGUGUACAUAAUUCCUAGUCUGCUGUUCUUCGUCUCCUACUUGGUGACCUGUGUUAUUCUAAGGUUUGGGGAAACAGAACAUCUCCAGACACUCCUAGAGAGGGUGUACCUCCUGGCCUCCUGUUCACCGUGGGAGCUGGUCAAGCAGCGGCGCAUCUGGUGCACCUUCCUGGCGUGGCUGCUGGCGGGGGUGGCGUGCCUGGCGUGCUCCCUGGCCUCCAUGAUGCUGCACAUCGCUGCCGCCAAACACAUCCCAUACUCCUUCAUCAUUCCAAGCAAGUCCAGCAAGGUGGUGCUGUGGACUGGAGCUCUGGGGCUGCUGUGGCUCCAGGACUUUGUUGUGGUAAUGAGUGUGUUGCUGUACUGCACCCAGUGUCACCUCCUCUCUCGCCUCCUCCACAUCACCAGGACAACAAUAUACCAGGGCGACACUCCUCUCAUACUCAUAAAAAAGCAAAUUGAGGAGACAUCCAGAUUUUUGCGACACUUGAAUCAGGAGUUGGGGCUGAGCGUUGGGCUGUUCCUGUGCCUCUUAGGUUUCAGGCUGACCACUGGUGCCGUCAGCCUUUUUUCCUUCCUGAAGCAGUACAUCCAUCCUGAGAAUGAACUGGUGUGGCUGUGGCCCACUCAGGACUCGAAGCUGACAUUCCACUUGUUGGCGCUGGUGUUUAACCUCCUGCCCUGGCUGGUGCUGACAGCCCUGCCUCUCUGCACUGCCGCCAGGGUCACCAGCAACUACCGAGCUCUUAACAAGGCCGGGAGUCAGCUUCAUGGCCGACCUUUUGGCUACCAGUCCACGCCCCAGCAAGACAUCGACUCCUUCUUGCUGUACGUGACCAGCCUGCACCUCCAUGCCAAGAUACUGUGGGUGCCGGUUCGUACGUACUUCUUGGUGUCCAUAUUUGUACUCCUCCUUAUGGCCUUCAUCAUACUAAGCUACCUUUACUUUUAAAAAUAACAGGGUAAUAUAGUUGGUGAUUGUAAAGCUUUGAAGAUAAAGCCUUUCUGUACCUACUAUUGAAGGCAUAGAUUCUGAGAACUUGUUUUGGAAUCUUACCUCUGUCUCCAUCUUAAAGGUUCCCACUUGACUGUAAAAUCAUGAAAUGCAAAUUGUCUCAAGAAAGAC
Eriocheir sinensis (Chinese mitten crab) is the source of this 1455-nucleotide messenger RNA. RefSeq lists its product as uncharacterized. The coding region runs from base 148 to 1281 and encodes 377 amino acids. The transcript has 9 exons. The record is from RefSeq and is a predicted model, not a curated record. Lineage: Eukaryota; Metazoa; Arthropoda; Malacostraca; Decapoda; Varunidae.